Messenger RNA from Cherax quadricarinatus, 10907 nucleotides. The record is from RefSeq and is a predicted model, not a curated record. NCBI's taxonomy places the organism in Eukaryota, Metazoa, Arthropoda, Malacostraca, Decapoda, Parastacidae.
UGUGCAGCUGGAGCUGACUGUUGCUUCCAGCAGUCGGUGGUGGUGAGAGAAGGAGCAAGAAAGGCCAUCCCAGGUGGUGUGGGUGCAAGAGGGAAGACCAUCCCAGCUGGUGUUGGUGUGAGAGGGAAGACCAUCCCAGCUGGUGUGGGUGUGAGAGAAAAGACCAUCCCAGCUGGUGUGGGAGGGAUGGCAGGCAAUGUGUUAGUGGGGCUUGGUGCCUGUGCCCUUCUAGUUCUGUUUUUGGGCCCCAGCAACACCUUGUCUACAAUGUUGCCACCACGCCUGAGCUCCAAACAGAGUGUGUUACGGGUAACUGAAGGCCAGACUGGAGCUGUACUGGAUUGCAAUUUAGAUGUUGGUGAUGACCCUAUUGCUUACCGCUGGCUCAAGGAUCAUCAGUUGGUUACAGGAGCCCUUGGAUUCGCCUACCGAGGAUACCGCCAAGUCCUUCUUGCCUUUCAUUCCAUAGAGAGACAACAUGCUGGCACAUAUGUCUGUGAAGCUUCCAACGAGGCAGGAGUUCAUUCUCAAGCCAUUAAGGUCAUUGUUGAGAGUGAUGGUUCUCAGAGCAGAAUGAGUGAUGAGUUACCCCACACUGAGGAACUUCUCAUUGAUAUGGCCACUUCAAUAAGUGAUGUGCUGGCAGAGGGAGAGUGUAUUUGUGACACACUCUUCUUGCUGCAUUCAUCGACUGAUGCACCUUCUGAGACACUAGCAGCCCAAGCUAACUUGGUACACACAAUUGCAGACAGCAUUAUUUCAGAAUCUACCAGGGUAAGCGUGUUGACGUAUUCCGAUUACACAGUCACCAAGUUAUCUUUUGGAGAUGGGGUCAAUCGUUGUGCUCUGAGAAAUGCAUUCCAUGACAUGUCCCAUGAGAGGUGGGGAACACGUAUACAACCUGUGCUUAGAGAAGCAUUUAAAAAAUUCAGAAAAUCCAAGGCCACCUGCAAAGUGAUGUUUUUGCCUAUCUUUGGCUCCCUUGGGAUGGAAGGAGCAGAUGUAAUUGAAGCUCAAAAGCUAAAAAAAAUUGGUGUGAAGAUUUUCAUCCUCGAAGUGACACCGAAGCCCUUGGAUGGCGUGAUGGAGAUGGCUUCCAAACGUGGCGAUGGGCAGCCCUAUUACUGGCGGGUGCCCCUGCGCAUCUGGCCAACUAUUGUUACGUAUAUGAAAUACAUGUCUGAUGAGCUUGAGGGGUGUACAUCACAGGAGGACAUCCCUGGUAAGUGUGUCAGUGCUGGUGGUGAAUGCUUUAACAGCAGCACAUGUCUCGGUGCAGGAAUGGGUUGCGUCAGUGGCAGCUGCCAGCAUCUCGAGUGUAGAGAUAAUUCCCAAGGAUGUUGCACAGGCUCUAAUCAGUAUUGGUGUGGUGAUGUGACAAAUCAUUGCACACCUGCUUCCAGCACUUGCGAUGGACGAAUUCAAUGUAUGAAUGGAGCUGAUGAGGACAAUUGUUGGACAAAAAAAUGCCCCGAGGAGAAAAUUGUACGUUGCCAGAGUAGCACAUUAUGUCUGGAUCUGAUGGAUCUGUGCGAUGGUGAGCCAGCUUGCCCAGGAGGAGAGGACGAGGACCCACGCUUCUGUAGAUCCUUCCCUUGUCCGAAGGAUAGACCCUUUAGGUGCCGAAGUGGAAAGUGCAUUGAAAAUCAAAACCUUUGUGAUGGUGUCUUUAAGGAUUGUGAAGAAGGUGAAGAUGAGGACCUAGACUUCUGCAGUAGAGUACACGUCUGCCCCAGCACUCGGCCUUUCAAGUGUGACUAUGGCAAAUGUAUUGCUGAAAAGAUGUUAUGUGACGGCUCAUAUAAUUGUCUUGAUGCAACAGAUGAAUUGGUAUGUGGCGAAAAGAGUUGUCCUGCUGAACGGCCCUUCAAGUGCUUAAGUGGUCUUUGUAUCAGCAUGGAUGAGGUUUGCAAUGGGGUAAAGGAUGGCUGUGAUGAUGGCUCCGAUGAAAACAAUUGUACUGCAGUACCCUGUCCCCCUGGUCGAAACUUCAAGUGUUCUAAUGGUCGAUGUAUAGAUGGGUGGUUAAUAUGCAAUAAAGUUAAUGACUGCGGAGAUGGAAGUGAUGAAUUGAGCUGCGAGGCAACGAGUACAGUUACCCCAGAACCUGAGGAACCUAGUUGUGAUGAGACAGAAUUUUUGUGUGAUAAUGGGGCCUGUAUCCCUAAAAAUAAGAUAUGUGAUGGGAGAAAGCAUUGCCUCAGUGGUGAUGAUGAAAUGGAUUGCAAGUCUCGCCCUUGCCCACCUGACCGGCCACAUAAGUGUGGAGAUGGCACUUGCGUGACUUCAGCUCCACCUUGCGAUGGCGUUCAGCAUUGCGGCGAUGCAUCCGAUGAAAUAAACUGCACUCAUACAGAGGAAAAAGAUUUAGAUGAAGGCUCAUACACUGAGAAAGAUACUGAUUAUGACUAUGACGAUAAUGAAUAUGAAGAUAAUGAGUAUGUUUACAUAACAGAAAAGCCAGUACCAAAAACGACAACAACAACAACCCUUCCACCACCCAUUAUUGAGGCUGGGGAGCCGGAUGAGACUCCACUUCCACCACUCAUUAAUGAUCCAGAUGAGACUCACAUUGACCCUGUUGAGCCUGAUUCAUAUGACAUUUUAGACCCUACGACGACAAAGAGUUGGAGGAACCAGCAGAUAACACUCCUGUGCACAGUCAUGAUGUAGAUGAUAUAACAAGUGAUGUAGAUGCUGCUAAGCACGAUGAUGAAGAGGAUGAUGAUAAUACCGAGACUGACGAAACUAACGCUGAAACUGUGGAAACUAUUUUCAAAGAAGUAGAACCUGCUGCUUCAAGUGAGCAAGGUGUAUCAUCAGCUCUAUGUGUUGCACCAGUUUGUACACUCAUUAUAGCACCCAUGUUUGUUAUCAGUUUCAGACAUGUGUGGACAAGGUGAAAUUCAGUGGGUUGAGUGACUCUUUUGAUCUGCAACUAAGGCUGAGAUGCUGAAAGGAUGAAGUAGAAGAUAUGUGAGGGCAAGUUUUUAUUGUGAAAAUGGUUUGCUCUUUGUGAAGAGCAUUAUCAAAUCUUAAAGACUUCAUAAAGCUCUGUACAAAACAGAAUACUGUCACAGUUAAAGCCUGCUUUGUAUGCAGUAUGUGCCUUCUACUCCAUCAGUAACGAACUUCAUUGUAGAGGCUAUAUGCGACUCAUUUGCCACGAAAGUAUUAGAUACCUUAGGAAUGUUCCUAAGUAGCCCCAGAUGUUCAUUUUCUUAUGUAUCUGAUGUGAAUAGUGACACAUUACAUAAAACUUACUUUGACCUUAUAUAGGGUAAAUCAAAAUGCCCAUUAAUGAACACAGUCGUACACCAUAUAUGAGUCUGCAAGUUUGAAAAAGCAAGUUUGUAUUGCAUUUGUAUCUUGUCAGUGAACGUAACCCUUUUCCUUUUUUUUUUAAUGUGUGUAUUGUGUACACCAAAAUGUGUAUGUGAAAUUUUUUGUACUAUAUAAAAUGAAAUUGGACAAGAAAACUUAUAAGAAUUAUAGUGAAUGUGUGUGUGUAUAUAUGUACAUGUAUGUAAGCCAAACCAGCUAAUUAGGCCUGAAAAGUAAGGGUCCUUUUAUGCUGAAUAAGCAGGUUUAUGCUAUAAAUCUAGAAAAAUCAAUCUGAAUAAAAAAUAUAUAAUUGAUUUUAACUGAUAUAUCAUAUAUUUAGAAGAAUUUGGCUUAAAAAACAAUUGUUAAGUUAGGUAAGGUUUGUAAGUUAAGUUUGGUCAAAAAAUUAAAAUUUUUACAUCAUUGUCAAUAAAAAAAUGUAUCUAUUAAUCCAUAAAGAAUUUUUUUGGGGGGAAAAAAGUGCAGUUUUUAAGGGAGUUUGGUGUAUUUGGCAAGUUUGGCUUAUUAGUCAACCAACACACACACGCAUAUUCAUUGCCUGCUUUGCAGCAUUUUGUAAAAAGAUUCAUGCCAUUCCCAGUUAUUAAUGCAUAAUUUUAUUAUUAUUAUUAUUAUAUAUUUUAUUAUUAUUAUUAUUAUUAUUAUUAUUAUUAUUAUUAUUAUUAUAUAUUUUAUUAUUAUUAUUAUUAUGUUAAUUGUGUUUCACAUCACAUUUAACUAAAAAUCUUGACUAUAUUUUUAUAUUUUUUGUGAACACAUUUCAUUAAAUACGUAAUUCCUAUAACCAGUGUGCUGGAUUUACCGGUUAUUGAAGAAUGUGAGUAUUGUCCACAGCAGCACUGUAAGAGUCUCAAAUACCAGUGCAAGCAAUAUAUCUUUUUUUUUUUUUUUUCCAACAAGUCGGCCGUCUCCCACCGAGGCAGGGUGACCCAAAAAAGAAAGAAAAUCCCCAAAAAGAAAAUACUUUCAUCAUCAUUCAACACUUUCACCACACUCACACAUUAUCACUGCUUUUGCAGAGGUGCUCAGAAUACAACAGCUUUGAAGCAUAUACGUAUAAAGAUACACAACAUAUCCCUCCAAACUGCCAAUAUCCCAAACCCCUCCUUUAAAGUGCAGGCAUUGUACUUCCCAUUUCCAGGACUCAAAUCCGACUAUAUGAAAAUAACCGGUUUCCCUGAAUCCCUUCACUCCAACAGAUCGUCAGGUCCCAAGUAUCAUUCGUCUCCAUUCACUCCUAUCUAACACGCUCAUACACGCUUGCAUAUAUAAUGUAACACAGAACUGUACAAUGGUAUCCAAAGAAUAGAAGAACUCUGGGAAUUUGAUCUGAUACCAAAGUUGUCAAACUUGUGAGGAAUCUAGUUUCGGCUGAAGCUUUUUGAGAAUUUAAUACAUUCAGCUCUCUUAUAAAGCUCCUUUUUAUGGUAUGACUUAUAGGGGUUUGCCAAGGUACUGGCAUCGACUUAAAACUGAGCAUCGGUUUUGAGGUAUUGGUAGAUAUCUGAUAAUUUUGAUAUCUCUGUUGGUGGUGUCAGUAUUGGAAUCGGUGUAAAAACUGAGUAUUAGUGUUUGCAAAAAUUUUGGUAUUGUCCCUUCUCUAGCGAUUUAUUUGUAAAUGUGACUGAAAAAGCCCAUCAAGACAGAAUAGGAUAUGGAAAGGUCUUUAGAUCAUGUACUGUUUAAUUUUAAAAACAUUUUUUCAGCUACAUUUACAGAACAAUAGCACUGUAGAGAAUAGCUUCAUAAGAGAGUGUAUACAGUAAUUAGUUGAUAAGGAGAGGUGAUAUUUAUCUGAGGAAAAAGGGAAUAAUUUACUAACCUCGUCUUGUACCAACUGUAUGCCUCAUAUGGGUUCAGUGUUUUAACUCCAAUUACUUAUAAUAAUUGACUCGUACCAGGACGCACUGCUUAGUUAUACUCUAUAUAAAAUUUAUAUCUGUUUUAAAACAUGUACUAUUUAAUUUUAUUAUUAAAAUAAGUUAGAAGGUUGUCAAAUAAAUUUUUGUCAUCAUUUAUUAUUGUCAUUAUUUUAUUAUUUUGCCAUGGAAAAGUGCUAAACCUGUAGGGGUCAUACAGUACCUGGGAUAUUGGAAGCAAUCAGGUUGGGGGGGGGGAAUGGAGAAUAUUUCCAGUUCCUUGGAUCAAGAGCCCUUCACCAGCAUCGAAGCACACUCCUCCCCUUCUUGAAAGGGACUCUCCAUUUGCCAUAUCAAGUGGAAUCACAGUGAAGUCAGGUGCAGUCGCAGUGAAGUCAGGCGUGGUCACAGUGAAGCCAGGUGCAGUCACAGUGAAGUCAGGUGUGGCCACAGUGAAGUCAGGAAUGGUCACAGAGAAAUCAGGUGUGGCCACAUUGAAGUCAGGUGCAGCCACAUUGAAGUCAAGUGUGGCUACAGUGAAGUCAAAUGCAGUCACAGUGAAGUCAGGGAUAACACAUUUUAGUUGUGGUAUACUCUCCUUUCUGGUGGAAUGAUUCAUAAAUAACCCACAGAUUAUAUGAUGUUUUGGGCCAUCCUGGAUUAUUAAGUUGUGACUGGACAAUGAUCUGGUAUAGACCGAAAUGUCAUCUGCAGUUUCCUCUCUAAAUUGUGGGUUGUUUGUAAGUCGCAGCUACUAUUGCGUGACUUGUAUUCGUUGAGGUGGAAUGAUCAUUGAUGUGCAUACAGAUAGUCAGCACCCAGUAGUUUCCCAACUUUGUAAGUCAUGUGUGAGUAACUUUACUCUCUCUGUGGUCUUGUGAGUAACUUCUCUUUAGUGAUUUUGUGAGUAGCUUCUUUCUCUACAGUUUUGAGUAACUUCUCUCUCAAAAGUCUUGUGUAUCGCUUUACAUCUAAAGUCUGAGUUUAACAUUUUGAAGUUCUGAACCUGAAUAAAUUACAUAUACAGUGGAACCUCAACUUGCAAGUUCCCCAACAUACAAGUUUAUCGAGUUACAAGCCGUCACUCAGUCAAUUUUUUGCUCUGAGUUAUGAGCCAAAAUCCGAGUUAUGAGCUAGCUUCAGAACGCCACCAAUAGUUGUUGCAGCGAGUGCCACAGCAUCCGCUCAGCAUUGCACAUGUUUACCUCAUCGUGGAAGCAUUUCUGUUGUGUUGUGCUUGCAUUUUGUGCAGUUAUUUUGCCAACUUUCUUUUUUCUAAAAAUGGGUCCUAAGAAAGUAAGUGCAAAGAACAGUGCUGAGAAGAAAAAGAGGAUAAUGUCCAUUGAAUUAAAAGAAAGAAAUCAUAGAUAAACACGAGCGAGGUGUGCGGGUUGUGGACUUGACCAGGCAGUACCAGCGUAGUACUUCUACAGUAUGUACGAUACUAAAGCAGGAGGAAUCGAUAAAGGCUAUAGCACCAACCAAGUGAUAAAGUGUAGCAUUAAGAGUGUAGCAAGUAGCCUAUCUUUUUCGCCCUCCACCUCCGCCAGCAUCUGCUCUCCAAGGCAAAUACGUACACUUUGUAAAACCAGUUUAUUUCUUUCCAUUCUCUAUUAAAAAUAGGUUGGAUAAAUACAAGAGUGGGUGUGAGUUGGACCUGACUAGCUUGUGCUACCAGGUCUGGUGCCAUGCUCCUUCCUUAAGUGGAAGUGACCCGACUAGGUGGUCAUUGUUCUAAGCCAGGGGGUGGCAAGGACCUGCUUCGCAUGGGUCAGUAGGCCUGUUGCAGUGUUCCUUCUUUCUUAUGCUCCUAUUGUGUUUUAUUAUAUUUUGAACAAUAUUUUUUAUUUAUAAGUACAUUGUUUCAGUUUUCCUUAUGAAACUAGUGAUCUAGUGCAGUUAGCCUCACAAGCACUCCCUUUUCAGAAGGGGAAGAAUGGGAAGAUAUGGUCAGAGCAGGAACAGGAGUGGCCACCAUCACUCGUCACAUAAUGACAUAUUUUAUUCAUUUUGGAGUAUAUAUCAUGUUUCUAUGUUAUUUAUAUUGUUUAUUAUGUCAUAUUAGAUCAAUUGUGAUAGAUAAUUAAGCAUUAUAUUGAAGUAUUUUCUCCUACCUCCCGAGAGCAGGAAUUCUGCUGGAACAGAUUAAUGGCAUUUCAAUUAAUUUCAAUGAGGAAAAUUGAUUUGAUAUAUGAGCAAAUUGAGUUACAAGCUAGGUCAUGGAAUAGAUUAAACUUGUAAGUCAAGGUACCACUGUACAUAUACUUAUUAGCAAAGAGAAAUAUAUGUAAAAUAUAUUGUACAAUAUUACUUAAAAUAUUUUUUUCCAAUACUGUAUAUCUUUUUACUUAAGGUUGAAACUAUUGCUUUGGUGUGCAGUUUGACCAUCUUUUUGUCUUCAGAAAUACAUGUAUGAUAAUUUCUAUUAUUGUACAUAUUAUUAGGUCUUCCUGAGCCAUUAUUACAACAACUGUGAACUAAAUUCUGUGUAUGUUAAAUAUUCCUGGUUGAAAGAGGGUCAAAGAGUAAGUCACAAUGACGAUGAUCACUGAAAUUAUCGUCAUUUAGACCUCAGGUAAGCUAUACCAUCUGCAGUGCAGGAUAAGAGCCACUUCUUAACCUCAAAUUUUUUUUUGCAGACCCAUGUGGUAAUACAAAAAUUUUAAUUUAGGCUCCGUCAGUUUAAGAAAAUAAGCAAUGACAAAAAGUCUUAGGAACUCAGUAAUGCUUUGUGUGUUCCUUGCAAUAAGUCAGUGGCUCCCCAUAGGUCUGUAGUUUCUAAGAUGAGAUCCACUUCUCUAGACCAUGUAGCUUCAUCCGUUCAUAAUAAGUAAGUGUCAAUCAGAAAAUUUGUACAAAACAUCAUACUGAUAUAAUGGCAAUGAAAUAAGGAUGUAAGUAUGUAUAUAUUUAGAACACUGUCCUUUUAUAUGAUAUACAUACAGCUUUGUCUCGAUUAGUGUGGAUUUCAGUUUAGUGCAAAGUUAAUCAAUGAUAGUUUUUCCCCCUAAUUUGAAUACGUAGUGCGAAUUUUAAUAAUACAACCACCUCACGGGAUGCAUUAUUUGCACUAAUCAAGACAAAGCUACAUGGGUUUUAUACCAUUUAUAAUUAGUUGAAAAAGGUUGUCCAUAUUCACACUUUCAAUUGCUUCAUUUUGACUUAAUACCAGAUACAGUUGCUUGAAAACAGUAUGGUUAUAUCUUGGUUACAUUCAGCUGGAAGUAAACCUGAUUUUAACUUUAUGCAUCUGUUGAUAUUUUUGGUUGUUACUUCUGACAGCUGUGGUCACAUGAGCUGCAGUUACCAACAGCCUGAUUGGUCAGAAAUCAUACUACAAUUGUUGGAUGGAGACUAGAGCCUCCACCACUCCUUUUGCAGAAUGACUCAUGUUUAAUGAAAAACAGUACAGCAAUGCAGUCUCAUGAUGCUAGUGUCACAUACAUUAUAUAUUGCUGUUUACCUGCUGAUAAUAAACCACAGAAUGGGUGGGAUUUGAACCCCUGUCAAGUGAGUCCUAAAAUUCACAGGCCAGUGCCUUAACCACUUAGCCAGUUUGCAGUCAUGUUAUGACUUCAAGAGUCAUAAAGUGCUGUUGAUAACAGCCUGUUUACUCUGCAGGUAAAAGCUGUUAUGAAUACAAUUCAUAAAGCUGUGUAGAAACAGAUUCACAACCUACAAAUGGGAGAUAAAUCUCUAUAUGACAUUUUGGCCCACAACAGACUGAAACAUUGGAUUAGUUGUGAGUUGUUCCAGCUGUGUUGUACUGAUUUUUUUCUUUUUCAUUGAUAGUUUAAGCUCACUAAAGCAAGAUGUAGUUAUCAUGUGACCAUGUGUAUUACGCUAUGAUGAAAAAUUUUAAACUGUAAGAAUCUGUACAAAUACACUGAUAUUUUUUAUUAAUUUUAAGUAUUUUAUUGAGUGUUCUAAUUUAAAAUUAAUUGAUAUAUACUGUGAGGAGUAAUGUUUAGGACAUUACAAAAGUAACUGCCACAAUAUUGUUUCUUUUACAUUACUAGUAUUUAUUUAAGGCAGCAGUCUGCAUUAAAAAAAAAAAAUUACUUAAAAUAAUACGCAGGUACAACAUCAAUUUUCCGGAUACAGAUGGUCCAGAAACUCUUAUAAUUCAUACAUAUUUACGAGCAGGAACUUGACAUUCCCGCAGCAGUGUAUUUACCACCCAAGUGUGUCACUUAUCCAACCCCAAGACCAAGGAAUACUGCACUCUCUGAAGGCAGAAAACUCAGUAAUUCGGAAAGACUUUGGAACCAAAGGGUCUGAAAAAUUAAUGUUGUACCUGUGCCCUAUAUGUCACACGUAUGUGUGUCUGUAAGCAAUGAAAAGAAAUGUAUAAAAAUCAACUAUGAGGAUACUAGUGAAAAAAUUUGUAACUUAUGUGGAAAGUUAUAAAAAUUUCACCUGCUUCCUAAUAUUUCAUAGCUGUUUGAUAUUUUGAAAUUGUUAAGCUAGUGAGGAUAACUGUAGGAGAGAUUGAUAUUUCUGGUGCUAAAGCUUCACUUUGUACAUUGUAAUUUGUAGGAUGCUGUGGGAUUAGAUAUUGUCAUUGUUGUUAAAGUGUCUGUUGCAUUACAGUCAUUUUUAUCACACUUAGAUUUGACCCUAAUCUUCACUAAACAAGAUACAAGUUUUUUCAACAUCAUGAUAUUCAGUAAUGAAAGUUAAAAUUUUUUUUUUAUAGCAUUUGUACAUUGUGGUCUUGCUGUUACAUAAAUGAAAUAUUUAUGAAUGGUUUGCGCAAAGAUAUAAUAUAAGUAAGACAAGAUGAGAGUAUGGAUGGGCAUUUUGUAAAAAUAAAUAUAAAUAUAAAGACUCUCAGAUAAGUAUGAAAAAUAAUUUGAAACCAUAUUUUUUUAAUAUAGUGAUAAUUGUGCUUUUUUUUUUUUUACUUGACCAGAUUAUUUAAAUUUACUAAUGUUGCAUUAAUUUAUAUAGUAGUAUACUACUUUGCCAAGCCAUAUUUGACACCACGUUCAGUGACUUUUUUUGGAAACUACUGAACAGCAAAGAAAAUGUCAGACAUCUCUGGCCCUCUGUUGCUCGUACAUCUGCUGGUGUCACAACAAGGUCAUGUGAUCAAAAUAAUGCCUUAUUAGAAGUACUAUACUGGCCUUCCAAAUGUUUUGAUAACUUAUUAAAUGUAGCUUCACAUUUAAGUGUGUUAACAUUCACAUAUGGUACUCACACACAUGGAGGGACACAGAUUUCACUGUUAUAAGUAGUGACAUUAUAGGUACUGUAUUGAAAAUUUUGGGCUUAAAUUAAAAGUAAAAAUAUCAGUAUCACGAAUCUCCAUGCUAUACCCCCGUACUGUAUAUAACAAAUAAUUUAUUAUUUUAUUUCCUGUGUUCUACAAAGUUAACAAAAAUGAAUUACAAAUACUGUACAGUAACAAGAACACACAUUUUAAGAGAUUUUUAUUCAGUUAUUAUGAAAAUUAUUAUCAACUUUGUUAUAAAUAUGUAGAUUCUUUUUUUGUAUAUGCUACUUUAGCUUUCACAUGUAUGGUGCUUUACGAUGAAGUCAAACUGCCAUUGGUAAUAUUUAUUCCAACCCAAAACUAUCUGACAUUGAUAAUGCAGAAAGAGUGGCAGAGGGGUGAUUAUGUACAUAGUGUAUAGUGACUCCUUUAAGCCUUAACCUUAAUAGUUCAACAUGUAUUACAUAAUAAAUGUAUUGUAAAAA